Microthlaspi erraticum is the source of this 264-nucleotide messenger RNA. Lineage: Eukaryota; Viridiplantae; Streptophyta; Magnoliopsida; Brassicales; Brassicaceae. The record is from the annotation of a GenBank genome assembly.
AUGGACUUGAACCAGAUCCUUCUCGUGUUCGUUUCCUACUCACUGGGGGGAGAAAACACGUCUCCCGUCGUUUUCACUAUCGCCGGAAACGUUUACAGAUGGUUCCGGUACACCGGAAACUACUGUACUCUGUUACAAAGGAGCCUUGGCUCAAAUCUCUCUAGAGAUGGCUUGAGGGUUAUAACGGAGAAGACGACGUUGACUCGCCACGUGUUCCUGAGCUCCAGCUGCUCAUCUGUGGACUUCUCAGAUGGGCUUAAGUGA